UUCCGCUUCAGGUGCGUACCAAUGGUUUAUUCCUGAUUCCCGACGUUGCAUCCUAGUUGUCUGCAGUCAGAUUCCGUCUUUAGGUCUUGAUCCAAAGGACCUAAAUACCCCCGCCCCCCUGACGUCACUUGGAUGACCGGUUGGAUUGUCUUCCAACAAUUUGCAAAUCGUUCACCAACCUCGCACAAGAACCUUGGAUCAUUAGUAGGGCCUGGAAGCUGGAGGCUGGAGGCCGGGCAUUGGGCCUACUGCCUAGUGCCCUAAGAAAUUUUUAUGUACCAGUGGUAAUCCCGUUAACCUCAGCCCCUAAACAAUGCCAAUAUUCAGUUAUGGAUUAGUUUGAAAGCUUAACUAAUUAACACGCGAUCCACUGGGGGAACUAUCGCUUCCGAGGUUCUGAAUUUCCACACCACACCACACCGAACAUUUUCUUGCAGCGGCGUCACUGGCUCAUUGAUCUUAAGAGUUACAGUGAACGAAGGACCCUAUCGCCAAGCUCCUCCUACGCGAAACAGUCGCACAAUAUGGCUCCCAUAUGGCUCGCGGCUGCCUGACUCCCUUUGAAAUGCAGACUACUCUUCUGGGGAGCUUUUCUACGUACUUUUCUUCAUUAUUCUGCUUUGAGUGCGUCUCCACUGUGCCUCAGGAGGCUAGAACACCACUGAAACCCGCGAUUUCUCGGCGCGAAGCGGGCCAACACAAUCUAUAGCUAGAAAGGAACUAAUUGUUAUGGUAUCUAUUAUCAAUCGGAUUUAUUAUUUGGGCGAACGGCCCUGUGAGAAGAUGACGGAGUCUCUCGAGGUGGAUCCUCGAUAUUGACGGUUUCUCAUUCCUCCGCUUUUUGAUGCCGGCAAACACUUGGACUGAGAAAGCCAUAGGCUUGAUUAGAUCAAGAUGACUGACACACUUGCAUGGGUCAAUAAGUUACUGAACAUGAACAGGGCUGAACCGCCACGCUCUGCCAGUUUCUCCCGUUGUGUGGACUGCAAAUUCUGGGGCCAAUCGUUGCAGCUGGACCUGCUCCACCGCCGCGGGAUAGGCUGACCAGGAUCAACGGUGUUCUGCUCUUUUGUAAUUUUAUUUAUUUUAUUUUUUAUUAUUUCUCCCAUGCUUUUUAUUGCCUGUUCAAUUCCCUCAAUCACCCCAAAAUACAUUUCGUAUAUACUUCCACCGACAAGAUAUAUCACUCUCUGGGUUCGCAUAUAUCUAUAUAUAUUUGUUUGUUUGACAGCUCUGCUGCGGCACUUAUUCUGCAUUCUUCUUCCUGACAGCUCUGUCGUGCGGGGAGAACACUUUGCCUUCUGCAAAUCCCCCGCACCCCGAUAUUCCUCACGUAUCUUACCUUCCAAUGAGGCUCCCACGGUUGAAUUUUAUACGGCUCCACUGUAGAGAUAUAUCCCCUUUCCUACUCAUCACGACCAUGGGGACAAAACGGGCAUCUUCUUACAGUUUGUAUUUUGCUACGUCUAGAUGCCUAUAUCUUGCUCCUGAAUGUGCUGGCCGUGAUUAUCAUAUAUCCGGCCAAGAACUUGUCUGGCAUUGAUGCGUUUUUCACAAGCUGCAGUGCGGCGACGACGACGGGGUUAAAUACCGUUGAUGUCAAUACAAUGCAUACAUUCCAACAGGUGGUGAUAUAUAUGGUCCCCAUGAUUGGCAAUUUAAGCGUCAUAAACCUAGUGGUGGUGCUCGUGCGACUGUACUGGUUUGAAACUCGAUUCAAAGACAUUGUCCGAUUGUCACGGCAGCGUUCGAUUGACCGACCUCGUUCCAGUAGAUUGCAUUCAUCAGAGUCCAGAGGAAGAGAUAGUAUCACAUUGCGAGACAGAAUAAGAGAUAUCAGAGUGCUUCGCCCUGAGCCGAGAAUAGGCAGUAGAAGCAGGACUGCUGCCUCUGAGGCGGAGGGAUUGAGGCUGCGGGCUAGGAUUCUCAGCAAUAUGCCCAGCAACAAUUCCAACAGCGACAAAGACAAAGACAACGAAAACGAAAACGACAAUCGAAAUGAAGCUGUUCCUAAUGUGAACGAGAACGCGAAAAUAAGUACUGUUGAAAAUGAUGGUACAACCAUUUUCCCCUCGACUCCAGAUCUUUCUGCUUCUCCAGAUCCACAGCCUUUGAUGCUUGAUCAAAUUAGUUCUUCGCCCGACAAGAACAAUACAGAACGGAGUGCGCCCUCCGCGCAUAUUAGCUUCUCUGCUGAGACAAACAUGGAGCCCCGUGGACGGGCACUGCGAAUCCCAGGCCCAAGAGAGUUUGAAAGCGGACAAACUGUUCGCGAGGUUGACGAUGACGACCUUAUGAAAAGUAUAACCAUCGAAGAAUCUCUAUCGGCAGGGCCCUCAGGGGAAACCGAACGUCGACGGCUGCCCACCAUGGGUAGGCUGCUUUCCCAUGCGGCCUCAGUCGAAAGAGCUGCUUCAAAUGCAUUUAUUCUCGGCAAUAGCUCGCGGAAACGUUCUCGGUCGAGAUCUUCAAACCCACUAAAUCGAUCGUCCUCGAAGUCUGAACGGGCCCUCUUAGACAUGCCAUAUCUGUCGUACCAACCGACGAUCGGGCGUAACUCGAAAUUCUUGGACUUGACUGAUGAACAGAGGGAUGAGCUGGGAGGGAUUGAGUAUCGUAGUUUGAAGCUUUUAGCAAAGAUUGUGUUCUGUUACUACGUGUUUUGGCAUAUAUUCGGCGUUAUUUGUCUUAUUGGCUGGAUUCACAAUUCGGACCGGAAGUACAGUGACUAUGUUCGAUCUGUAGGCCAGAACCCAACUUGGUGGGCGAUUUUCUCCAGCAUGACCGCUUACAACAAUCUUGGAUUCACCCUUACGCCCGACUCCAUGAUUAGUUUCCGCAACGCAACCUUCCCCAUCUUCAUCAUGACAUUCCUAAUUUACAUUGGCAACACAGGCUACCCUUGCAUGUUACGCCUCAUUAUCUGGAUCAUGUUCAAGAUAUCACCUCGAGAUUCUGCAAUCCGAGAGCCACUGAAUUUCCUGCUCGAUCAUCCUCGUCGAUGUUACACGCUGCUUUUUCCCUCUAGCCCUACUUGGAUGUUAUUCUUCAGCUUGGUAUUUCUGAACUUUAUCGACGUCCUGCUGUUCCUCGUCCUAGAUCUGCAAAAUGAGGAAGUUCUGGCCGUUCCGUCUUCAUGGAAUCGUUUCUUGGCUGCGCUUUUUCAGGCAGCGUCGGCGCGUACGACGGGGACAAGUACUUUCAAUGUCGCUAAGGUGCAUCCGGCUGUACAGUUCAUGCUCAUGGUGAUGAUGUACAUCUCCGUUUUCCCAAUCGCUAUUAGCGUACGAAAAACGAAUACAUAUGAAGAGAACUCCCUGGGUCUCUACGAUCCACAAAGUGACGAAAUCGACGAGUCAAAUAGCACUGCCUCCUAUGUGGGUGCACAUAUGAAAAAGCAACUCGCAUUCGACUUGUGGUAUGUCUUCUUCGGAAUGUUCAUUCUCAUGAUCACCGAAGGGUCGAAGCUAGCCGAUAAAUCGGAUCCGGAAUUCGCAAUCUUCUCUGUGUUUUUUGAAGCUGUCUCAGCAUACGGAAACCGUGUUAGGAAAAUUAGUCAUCUGCGCCUUGAUGCUUCGUGGUCGACACCGCGGAUUGCCAUAUGAACUUGAUCGAGCGAUCAUCCUCCCGAGCGAACGGAAUCUUACGGAUUCAAGUUCCACCAAGGAUGGCGGCGCAAUUACAACUGCGCUACCCUCAGCAAAUACAACUAUCGGCCCCUUGUCGCGCGUUCGAACUGCGGAAAUCGUAUAACACAAGGGAUGUUGUAUGGGUACUAUAGAUACAUAGAUUAUUAUUACAUUGCAUAGACAGCCACAUGAAUAGUGCAUAAGCUCGCAAGAGACCUUUUUUUGCUUUUGGAUAGACGUAAAAGUGGCGAGACGUGAUGUAUGUACUAAGCGGUUCCCUUCUUCCUGGUGGUGAUUUUGGGUGGCGGGAGAGUUUCCUCGAGUGUUGAAUCACUGCUGAAUUAAGGCAUUCCACUAUAGGAGCCCGUAUGCCUCGAGAUGCCAGGUGUCUAUUUUCGCCCAUUAUAUUACGGGCCUGGUAUCCUACCUUUAAAUAGGAGGUGAAAUACGUUCUAUCAAUCCCUUGGUACUUCACGUAUAAAAUCGCCCAACUAUUGGCUAAGUUUGUUCAACCAAUAUUAUUUUUAUUUCUACACUGUAUUCUACUAUUAGUACAACUAUUUUUAUUUCAAUUUAAGUAAGUAUUACUCAUUUUUAUAAAUGAUUUAAGUGAAGUCGUCAAUAAAAAAAAUAACAAAGCAAACUAUAUA
Molecule: messenger RNA, 4279 nt
Organism: Blastomyces gilchristii SLH14081
Lineage: Eukaryota; Fungi; Ascomycota; Eurotiomycetes; Onygenales; Ajellomycetaceae
Product: potassium uptake transporter, variant 3
Exons: 13
Coding region: 1608-3605 (665 amino acids)
Biological process (GO): potassium ion import across plasma membrane; intracellular potassium ion homeostasis
Cellular component (GO): plasma membrane
Molecular function (GO): high-affinity potassium ion transmembrane transporter activity
Source: RefSeq, a predicted model, not a curated record